Molecule: messenger RNA, 4496 nt
Organism: Columba livia (rock pigeon)
Lineage: Eukaryota; Metazoa; Chordata; Aves; Columbiformes; Columbidae
Gene: HDAC4
Product: histone deacetylase 4
Exons: 26
Coding region: 545-3709 (1054 amino acids)
Biological process (GO): negative regulation of transcription by RNA polymerase II
Molecular function (GO): histone deacetylase activity
Source: RefSeq, a predicted model, not a curated record
GCUUCCUUUAAUUAGAAAGUUUCUGACUUGGAGCUUCCACAAAACGUGAUUCAUGUGUUAAAUGCAGUCAGAGGUGUUUGAGUUGUGUGGCUCUUCAGCACGACUGAAGCAGAAAAUAAAUACAACUUUUUUUUUCCCUCCACUGGUAUUGGACUUGUGAAAUGCUGCUGUGGACCUCUUUCCAGGAUAACGAACACCGAAACAUCUAAUUGCGGAUGAGUCCCUCGUUCCAAGCAUCACAUGCUUUCUGAUACGUGGUACGGAUUCUUCAGACCGCUGACCUUUGCAGAGCGCCCUUGGCUGUGCCAGCAGAGAAGCACGCUGGCAGCUUGAAGAUGUUUUGUCUGGCGUUUGAGCAGAAGCGAAAACUUAUUGCUGGUGGAAACAGAUGAGAGGGCAGAAAAUGCAGCGUGUGCCGAGGUUUUGGAUGUCUGGCAUUGUCUGAUGGUGAUCGGCCGUGGCAGUUUGUUCUUCUGUGUUGAAAGAUGGGCUUUCUGGCAGAGACCAGCCAGUAGAGCUGUUGAAUCCACCUAGAGUGAACCACAUGCCUAGCUCUGUUGAUGUGACCACAGCACUGCCCUUGCAAGUUGCACCGACUUCAGUCCCAAUGGACCUGCGCUUGGACCACCAGUUUCCCAUGCCCGUGACGGAGCCAACACUGCGGGAGCAGCAGCUGCAGCAGGAGCUCCUGGCACUGAAGCAGAAGCAGCAGAUCCAGAGACAGAUCCUCAUCGCCGAGUUCCAGCGGCAGCACGAGCAGCUUUCCCGGCAGCACGAGGCCCAGCUGCAUGAGCACAUCAAACAGCAGCAGGAGAUGCUGGCGAUGAAGCACCAGCAGGAGCUGUUGGAGCACCAGAGGAAGCUGGAGCAGCACCGACAGGAGCAGGAGCUGGAGAAGCAGCACCGAGAGCAGAAACUGCAGCAGCUAAAAAACAAAGAGAAAGGAAAAGAGAGUGCGGUGGCAAGCACAGAAGUAAAGAUGAAGUUACAAGAAUUUGUCUUAAAUAAGAAGAAGGCAUUGGCACACCGGAAUCUCAACCACUGUAUAUCCAGUGACCCUCGCUUCUGGUAUGGGAAGACACAGCACAGCUCUCUGGACCAGAGCUCCCCUCCCCAAAGUGGCGUAUCCGGCACCUACAAUCACCCUGUACUGGGGAUGUACGAUUCCAAAGAUGACUUCCCGCUCAGAAAAACAGCGUCUGAACCCAACCUGAAGUUACGAUCCAGACUAAAGCAAAAAGUUGCUGAAAGGCGGAGCAGCCCCCUCCUGCGCAGAAAAGAUGGUCCGGUGGUUACUGCUCUUAAGAAGCGCCCGCUGGAUGUCACAGACUCUGCAUGCAACAGUGCUCCUGGAUCUGGUCCCAGCUCUCCAAACAACAGCUCCAAUAACAUAAGCGCCGAGAAUGGAAUUGCAGGAUCAGUCACGAGUAUUCAAGCAGAGACCAGCCUGGCUCACAGACUUGUGAAUCGCGAGGGCUCAGUAACGCAGCUUCCGCUCUACACGUCUCCGUCUUUGCCCAACAUCACGCUAGGACUACCUGCAACUGGCCCUUCCAGCGGAGGAUCAGCACAGCAGGAUGCAGAGAGACUGACUAUCCCAACCUUACAGCAGCGGAUCUCUUUGUUUCCUGGCACUCACCUCACUCCCUACUUGAGCACUACAACAUUGGAAAGAGAUGGGGGAACUGCACAUAACCCUCUUCUGCAACACAUGGUCUUACUGGAACAGCCAACUGCACAAACGCCCUUAGUCACAGGACUGCCCCUCCAUGCACAGUCUCUGGUUGGUGGAGAACGGGUCUCCCCUUCAAUACACAAACUCCGUCAGCAUCGCCCGCUGGGGCGCACGCAGUCUGCUCCCCUUCCCCAGAACGCCCAGGCCCUCCAGCAGUUAGUGAUCCAGCAGCAGCACCAGCAGUUCUUGGAGAAACACAAACAGCAAUUCCAGCAACAGCAACUGCACAUCAACAAGAUUAUAUCAAAACCCAACGAACCAGCUCGCCAGCAUGAAAGCCACCCUGAGGAGACAGAAGAAGAGUUACGGGAACACCAAGCCCUUUUGGAGGAGCCAUACAGCGACAGAGUCGCAAGCCAAAAGGAGGCUCCAGGGUUGGCCAACGUGGUGCAAGUGAAGCAAGAACCCAUCGAGAGCGAUGAGGAGGAAGCGGAGCCGCAGCAGGAGCUGGAGGCUGGGCAGAGGCAGGCUGAGCAGGAGCUGCUCUUCCGUCAGCAAGCCCUUCUGUUGGAGCAGCAGCGUAUCCACCAGCUGAGAAACUACCAGGCGUCGCUGGAGGCAGCCGGCAUGCCCGUCUCUUUCGGAGGACAUCGGCCCCUGUCCCGCGCACAGUCCUCGCCCGCCUCGGCCACCUUCCCGAUGUCCGUACAGGAGCCACCCACUAAGCCAAGGUUCACAACAGGCCUUGUAUAUGACACCUUGAUGCUAAAACACCAGUGUACCUGUGGAAACACAAACAGCCACCCAGAGCACGCAGGGAGGAUCCAGAGCAUCUGGUCCCGGCUCCAGGAGACGGGUCUCCGUGGCAAGUGUGAGUGCAUUCGCGGAAGAAAAGCAACUCUAGAAGAGCUGCAGACAGUUCACUCAGAAGCCCAUACGCUGCUGUACGGCACAAACCCUCUGAACAGACAGAAACUGGACAGCAAGAAACUUCUAGGUUCUCUAACGUCGAUGUUUGUCAGGCUUCCUUGCGGUGGUGUCGGGGUCGACAGUGACACAAUUUGGAAUGAAGUUCACUCGUCUGGUGCUGCUCGGCUGGCCGUGGGCUGUGUCAUUGAGCUCGUUUUCAAAGUGGCCACAGGAGAACUGAAGAAUGGAUUUGCUGUUGUUCGGCCUCCAGGUCACCACGCAGAAGAGAGCACACCCAUGGGUUUCUGCUAUUUUAACUCUGUGGCAAUUGCAGCCAAGCUGCUCCAGCAAAGACUGAAUGUUAGCAAAAUCCUUAUAGUGGACUGGGAUGUUCACCAUGGGAAUGGUACUCAGCAAGCUUUCUACAAUGAUCCUAAUGUUCUUUAUAUUUCACUACAUCGCUAUGAUGAUGGGAACUUCUUUCCAGGCAGUGGUGCUCCCGAUGAGGUUGGCACCGGAGCAGGAGUUGGUUUCAAUGUUAACAUGGCCUUUACUGGUGGCCUUGAUCCACCGAUGGGAGACACAGAGUAUUUAACUGCUUUCAGAACGGUAGUAAUGCCCAUUGCCAACGAAUUUGCCCCAGAUGUUGUGCUGGUGUCAUCUGGUUUCGAUGCGGUGGAAGGCCAUCCCACACCUCUCGGAGGAUAUAAUCUAUCAGCAAAAUGUUUCGGGUACCUGACGAAGCAGCUGAUGGGCCUGGCCGGGGGUCGCGUUGUCCUGGCCCUGGAAGGAGGCCACGACCUGACAGCCAUUUGUGAUGCCUCGGAAGCGUGUGUUUCUGCUUUGCUGGGGAACGAGCUUGACCCUCUUCCAGAAAAGGUUUUCCAGCAGAGGGCAAAUGCUAAUGCGGUGCAUUCAAUGGAAAAAGUAAUCGAGAUACACAGCAAGUAUUGGCAUUCACUCCAGCGUUACUCCUCCACGGUGGGGUACUCCCUGGUUGAGGCGCAGAAGUGUGAGAAUGAGGAGGCGGAGACGGUAACAGCCAUGGCGUCCCUGUCAGUGGGCGUGAAGGCAGCUGAGAAGAGACCUGAUGAUGAACCCAUGGAAGAGGAACCUCCCCUGUAGCAUUCACCUUCAAGCUGGAGUUCUGUUUGUUCGUCUUCGUCUUGAAGCUCUGCCAAGAAGCUUUCUCUUGUUACUCCUGUGUCCUGUCAUGGUUUUUUCCAGAAUACAGAAGGACAACCAGGUGUAAAACAAAGCAACCGAAAAAUAUCUCACUCAUAUCUACAUGCGUCUACAGUAUAUAUUUGCUGAAAAAGAAAAAUGCUGGUGAAGAGCAGUAAAGGACUGACAAUGCUGGGCACUCUUCCUCUGAUCCUCGCUGGGAGCAGAAAGGGGAACGACGCCCGUGAAGUCUUUGGCAAAGUUGCCAAAAGAAAAAAUCAUCAAAGAUUCAACAACACAUACGAAAAUAAAACAAAUAAACCUUAACAUAGAACUGGUGCUUACAAUUUGAUUACCCACAAUUCAGCAAUCUCCGCUUGAACCACUCGACCCAUCUUGUAGUUUCAUUUCUUGGACUUUUUAAAUGGCUCUUGCCUGCCUGUGAGUCAACGACAUUCUUGUCGAAACCAGAACAAUGGGAGAUGGUGCAUUUUUAACGGGGAGGGACAGGGAAAGAGGGACUGGUCUUACAUCUAAAGGAAAGGGAAAGAGAAGGGGGGAAAUGGUAGCCCAGAUGGAGUCGGCUUUAUUGUCUCCAAAGCCAUCUGAAGAUGAGUUUGUGCCUUUUUUUUUAAUUGAUGGAUUUGGUGCAGCUGGAUUUUCUGAAGUUUGAGGAACAAUGCCUUAAGUAAACAAACAAACAAACAAACAAAAAAGUAAAAAAAAAAAUAAUAAUAAUAAAAUAAAA